Messenger RNA from Dioscorea cayenensis subsp. rotundata (Guinea yam), 6463 nucleotides. RefSeq names its product callose synthase 7-like. The record is from RefSeq and is a predicted model, not a curated record. Gene Ontology annotation, biological process: (1->3)-beta-D-glucan biosynthetic process. Gene Ontology annotation, cellular component: plasma membrane; 1,3-beta-D-glucan synthase complex. NCBI's taxonomy places the organism in Eukaryota, Viridiplantae, Streptophyta, Magnoliopsida, Dioscoreales, Dioscoreaceae. Gene Ontology annotation, molecular function: 1,3-beta-D-glucan synthase activity.
AGGCUGAAAAGAAGUUAAAAAAAGAAACAAAGAAAAAGCAUACAAAACCAAAGCACUCAUGGUCAUGGAACAACGUUCCCAAGAAGCUCUCAAGUUCGAAUUGAUUCCCUACUUGCAAGAAGAGAUAGCUCCAAUUGAAGCUCCCUUACCUCAUCUCCUCCUUUCUCCUUCCUCCUUCUCCUCCUCCUCCUCCAAAAAGAGAAAAAGAAGAAAAAAGGAAGGAAGAUGUCCUUCAUUCCUUGCUUGCAAAUGAGGGAUGGCAAAAGCAAAUCAGUAUUCAAAGAAAAAGAAGAGAAAAAGAAAAAGCAAAAAGCAGCAGUAGAAGAAGCCCUUGAGCCAAAUAAAAAACCAAGAAAGAGAGAGUGGUCACACCAUUGUGCUUGCUCUUCUUCAUCCCCGUUCAUCCUCCUGCGCCACUAGGAGGAGUUCUCGGAAUGGCGAGCAGUAGUGGUACCAAAGGGGAUGUGCCUGUUGCGAAGGCGCCGUCUAGGAAGAUGACUAGGACGGCGACGAUGAUGGAUAUGGUUGAUGAUGAAAACUUGUUGGUGCCUUCUUCUCUCGCCCCCAUCGCCCCCAUUCUCCGUGUCGCCAAUGACAUCCAGGAACUUAAUCCCAGAGUUGCUUAUCUAUGUCGUUUUCAUGCGUUGGAGCAGACUCAAAAGCUAGAUCCCUUAUCAAGUGGACGUGGUGUUCGUCAGUUCAAAACAUAUCUGUUGCAUAGGCUAGAAAAGGAAGAAGUAGAGACCAAACCACGGUUUGCUGGAAGUAAUUCAGAAGAAAUCCAAUUAUUCUAUCAGUGGUAUUAUGAUGAAUUUGUCAAGGACCCUUCCAGAAAAAAGCCUGAGGAGAUGGCAAAGCAUUACCAGAUUGCGUCAGUUCUUUAUGAUUUAAUGAAAGCUUUGAUACCCAUAGAGAAAGUUGAUAAGAAGAUAUUUAAAUUUGCUGAGGAAGUUGCAAGAAAGAAAGUUCAGUAUGCUCCUUAUAACAUUCUUCCUCUUAAUGUUUCUGGUGCUGUUCCUCCCAUUAUGGAACUUCCAGAGAUAAAAGCAGCAGUUAAUGCUCUCCGCGAUAUUGAUAAUCUCCCAAAACUCAGGAUACAACCAACAGAGAAUGUUCGGCAGAGAGUUGAUGGAUCCUCAAUGCCUGGAAAUAACGGGACUGUCAUUCAUGAUUUACUUGAUUGGCUUGGGGCAAUCUUUGGAUUUCAAAAAGGGAACGUGGAGAAUCAAAGAGAACACUUGAUCUUCCUUCUUGCUAACAUUGACAGUAGGAGUAGGCCGGAUGAAGAGUAUUCACUGUUGGCUAGUCGAACUGUGACAUAUUUAAUGGAUAAGGUAUUCAAGAAUUACCGUUCAUGGUGUCACUAUCUGCACAUUCAGCAUAACCUCAAGUUUCCAAAUGAUGCAGCAACACAGAGGGUGGAGCUUCUUUACAUUGGUUUAUAUUUUCUUAUUUGGGGUGAAGCUUCAAAUAUUCGGUUCAUGCCUGAGUGUCUCUGCUAUAUUUUUCAUCGUAUGGCAGGUCAACUAUGUGAAAUUUUGGCUAAUGUCCAGGCAGCAACUGGGGAUUAUUACCAUGAACUAGCUCACCAUGAUGAUGAGCGAUUUUUGCGAGAGGUUGUGACUCCAAUUUAUCAGGUCGUGCGCAAGGAAGCUCAAAGAAACAAAAAUGGUACUGCUAGCCAUUCAAAAUGGAGAAAUUAUGAUGAUUUAAAUGAAUAUUUUUGGUCAAACGAAUGUUUAAAAAUAGACUGGCCAAUGAAGCCUGACCAUGACUUUUUUGUGCAUACCAGGGAGAUACAUUCUAAAGAUGAGCAUCGUGGCCAAGUAGUUGUUGGACGAAGAAAACCCAAAACAAAUUUUGUUGAAGUACGUACAUUUUGGCACCUGUAUAGAAGCUUUGAUCGUAUGUGGAUAUUUUUUAUUUUGGCUUUCCAGGCCAUGCUAAUCAUUGCGUGGAGUCCUUUAGGAUCCAUAACUGCUGUCUUUGACCCAGAUGUUUUUAGAAGCGUGUUGAGCAUCUUUAUAACUGCCGCUCUACUCAAUUUUCUGCAAGCUACUUUGGAUAUAGUUCUUAGUUGGAAGGCUUGGGGAAGCUUGCGGUCCACACAAAUAAUUCGGUACCUUCUGAAAUUUGCUGUAGCUGCUGCUUGGUUGGUAGUUCUACCAAUAGGCUAUUCUAGCUCGGUGCAAAAUCCUACAGGGCUUGUUAAAUUUUUUAGCAAUUGGGCUGGAAAUUGGCAAAGUCAAUCAUUUUAUAGUUUUGCUAUUGCUAUUUAUAUGAUACCAAACAUACUUGCUGCUUUAAUAUUCUUGCUUCCCCCACUUCGGAGGUCCAUGGAGCGCGCCAAUAAUAGAAUUAUUGUUCUGCUUAUGUGGUGGGCUCAGCCUAAGUUGUAUGUUGGAAGAGGCAUGCAUGAGAGCAUGUUUUCAUUGUUCAAGUAUACUCUUUUCUGGAUUGUAUUGCUAAUCUGCAAACUUGCAUUCAGUUACUAUGUUGAGAUUUCUCCUUUAAUUGAACCAACCAAGCGGAUUAUGGAUUUGGGAGUUGUUAGCUAUGAAUGGCAUGAAUUUUUUCCUAAUUUGAAACAUAAUAUCGGUGUUAUUAUAAGUAUAUGGGCGCCGAUAGUCCUGGUCUAUUUCAUGGACACUCAGAUUUGGUAUGCGAUAUUUUCCACUGUAGUUGGAGGGAUUCGUGGAGCCUUCAGCCACUUGGGUGAAGUCGGAACACUUGGGAUGCUUAGGUCCAGAUUUGAGUCAGUGCCAUCAGCUUUUAGUGACAGGCUUGUGCCUUGCCCCAGUGGUGUAGUAAAAAAAAAGCAGGAUGCUGAUGGAGAAAGAGAAAAAUCAAACAUUGCUAAUUUUUCUCAUGUUUGGAAUAAAUUCAUAAACUCUUUACGGGAGGAGGACUUGAUCAGCAAUAAGGAGAAGGAUCUUCUGCUUGUGCCUUCUUCUUCAGGUGGAAAUGAAAUAACUGUCGUCCAGUGGCCACCAUUCCUUCUUGCCAGUAAGAUACCCAUAGCACUUGAUAUGGCCAAAGAUUUCAAGGGAAAGGAUGACAAGAGCUUAUUUAACAAGAUCACAAACGAUGAGUACAUGUAUUCUGCAGUGAAAGAAUGCUAUGAGACAUUGAGAGACAUUCUUUUUGGCCUUCUUGUAGACCAAGAAGGGAAGGAAUUUCUUCGGCAUAUAUGUAAUAAAGUGGAUGCUAGCAUUGCAAAUAAUAAAUUUCUGAGUGAUUUCCGGACAAGUGAGUUACCCCAGCUCAACAAUAAGUUGGAGAGACUAUUAACCCUUUUGAAAGAGCUACCAGACCGGAAGAAAGAUAAACUAGUCACGCAGAAAGAGAAAUUAGACCUCCCUGAUUCUCAAGACCGGAUAGGGCCAAGACAAAUUAUCAAUGUAGUACAGGACAUGAUGGAGAUUAUAGCACAGGAUAUAAUGAUCCGUGCAGAAGAAAUCACUGCACGGUGGAAUGCUGCCCCAAGUAAGAAUAAGAAAGAAGUGAAGUUUGGAAUGUUUGAUGUGAACCUUAAGCUUCUGGAGAAUGCAUCUUGGAAGGAGAAGGUUGUCAGGCUUCAUUUACUUUUAACUGUCAAGGAAUCAGCAAUAAAUGUACCUAUGAAUUUGGAUGCACGCCGAAGAAUUACCUUCUUUGCAAACUCUUUGUUCAUGAAAUUGCCGCGUGCUCCACAUGUUCGCAAAAUGUUUUCCUUUAGUGUUUUGACUCCAUACUAUAAAGAGGAUGUUCUUUAUUCUGAGGAAGAGCUUAACCAGGAGAAUGGUGGGAUAUCUACUUUGUUUUAUUUACAGAAAAUAUAUCCUGAUGAGUGGAAUAAUUUUACGGAACGUAAGCCUCCUCCUCCUGAAGACACACAAAAUGAAGACACACAAAAUAACCACAUGCAUUAUGUUCGUGAAUGGGUUUCAUACAGGGGGCAAACACUUUCCAGGACAGUGAGAGGAAUGAUGUACUACAGGCAGGCUCUCGAGUUACAAGGCUUCUUAGAUGUGGAACAGAAUCAGGAUAAACCAAGAGGGCAUGGAUCACUUUCACCAGAAGAGAUGCACCAUACCCACUUGGGUAUUGCUAGACGUGCACAAGCUGUUGCAGACCUGAAAUUCACAUAUGUUGUCUCUUGUCAAGUCUACGGCAUGCAGAAGAAGUCCAGUGAGCCUAAAGACAGAAGUUGCUACCAGAAUAUUCUCAACUUAAUGUUGAUGCAUCCUUCAUUGCGUGUUGCUUAUAUUGAUGAGCGGGAUGAGACAAUUGGUGGGAAGCAGGAAAAAGUUUUUUAUUCGGUUCUUAUUAAAGGAGGUGAAAACAGGGAUGAGGAAAUUUAUCGUAUCAAACUUCCUGGGCCUCCAACUGCUAUUGGUGAAGGAAAGCCUGAGAAUCAAAACCAUGCCAUAAUUUUCACCCGAGGAGAAGCACUUCAAACAAUAGAUAUGAAUCAGGAUAAUUACCUUGAAGAAGCAUUCAAAAUAAGAAAUGUUCUGCAAGAAUUCUUAGCACAUCAUGGGCAAAGUAAGCCUACAAUAUUAGGUCUCAGAGAGCAUAUAUUCACUGGAAGUGUUUCCUCCCUUGCGUGGUUUAUGUCUAACCAGGAGACAAGCUUUGUGACUAUCGGACAAAGGGUCCUAGCAAACCCUUUGAAGGUCCGAUUCCAUUAUGGGCAUCCUGAUAUCUUUGAUAGAAUCUUUCAUAUUACAAGAGGAGGCAUAAGUAAAGCUUCAAAAACAAUAAAUUUAAGUGAGGAUAUAUUUUCAGGGUUCAAUUCAACUUUACGUGGAGGAAAUGUGACUCAUCAUGAAUAUAUGCAAGUUGGGAAAGGACGUGAUGUGGGAAUGAAUCAAAUUUCUCUUUUUGAGGCAAAAGUGGCAAAUGGAAAUGGAGAACAAACACUUAGUCGUGAUGUUUAUCGUUUGGGACGAAGAUUUGACUUCUACAGAAUGCUAUCUUUCUACUUCACCACUGUGGGCUUCUAUUUUAGCAGCAUGGUUACUGUACUUACAGUAUAUGUCUUCUUAUAUGGUCGGCUAUAUUUAGUAAUGAGCGGCCUUGAAAAGUCAAUACUUGAGGAUCCAAGCAUUCAGCAAAAUAAGUCCCUUGAAAAUGCUCUUGCAUCUCAGUCAGUCUUUCAGCUAGGAUUAUUACUGGUUCUCCCUAUGGUAAUGGAAGUUGGCUUGGAGAAAGGUUUCCGCACUGCAUUGGGCGAGUUUAUAAUAAUGCAGUUGCAGCUAGCCCCAGUUUUCUUUACCUUCCAGUUAGGAACCAAGGUCCAUUACUAUGGAAGGACAAUUCUGCAUGGAGGUUCUAAAUAUAGAGCUACUGGUCGUGGAUUUGUGGUGUUCCAUGCAAAGUUUGCUGAUAAUUAUAGGCUUUACUCCCGCAGUCACUUUGUUAAAGGAUUGGAAAUGAUGAUACUCUUAAUUGUAUACCAAGUCUAUGGGCAGUCAUAUCGUAGCUCAAACGCAUAUCUGUUCGUCACAUUUUCCAUGUGGUUCCUUGUUGCUUCAUGGUUGUUUGCACCCUUCAUAUUCAAUCCUUCAGGAUUCGAGUGGCAGAAGACUGUUGAUGACUGGACAGACUGGAAAAGAUGGAUGGGAAAUCGUGGUGGGAUUGGGAUUUCAGUGGAUAAGAGUUGGGAAUCCUGGUGGCAGGCGGAACAUGAUCACCUCAGAACUACCAGUAUUCGAGGACGAAUAUUAGAGAUUCUUUUGGCGCUUCGUUUUCUAAUCUACCAAUAUGGGAUAGUUUACCACCUCAACAUAGCCCAUCACAGCAAAAGUGUCCUGGUUUAUGGACUGUCAUGGUUUGUGAUGCUGACAGUCCUGUUAGUUUUAAAGAUGGUUUCAGUGGGUCGGCGAAGGUUUGGCACAGAUUUUCAGCUGAUGUUUAGAAUCCUCAAAGGGCUUCUCUUCCUCGGCUUUGUAUCGGUGAUGACAGUUUUAUUUGUUGUCUGCGGCCUCACGAUAGUUGAUGUCUUCGCUAGCAUUCUAGGCUUCAUGCCGACCGGCUGGUCACUUCUUCUGAUUGGCCAAGCAUGCAGAUCAUUAUUUAGGAGGAUUGGAUUCUGGGAUUCGAUUAAGGAACUUGGCCGAGCAUAUGAGUAUACGAUGGGGUUGAUCAUCUUCAUGCCCAUAGUAGUGCUAUCAUGGUUCCCUUUUGUUUCCGAGUUCCAGACCAGGUUGCUCUUCAACCAGGCAUUCAGUCGAGGUCUCCAGAUAUCAAGAAUUCUUGCUGGGAAGAAAGACAGCAGCACAGCAGCUAACUGAGACGUCGUUAUCUUUUUCAUUUCAUUUAAUUUCAUGUAUGAGCAGGUCGAUCUUUUUUACACAUGCAAACUUCAUUCAGUCGGUCGGGUGCUUGUAUUAUUUUCUUAGAACUUGUUCUCUUGAGAACAUGCUCAAAAGAAACCAGUAUCUGGAAAUUUAUAGACAUCCCCAAGAGGUUGCUUUUA